CUUGUUUAACUCACAUUUUCUUUAUAGGUGGUUUGCACGUUUUUGAAAAAACAAACUCAUUAUUUAUAUAGUUUUACAAUAAAUAUAUCAACAAAAUGAAAAUUAAAAAGCAACAUCGUAAGAAAAAGUACCUCCAUAAGCUAAAUAGGAAAAGAAUGCACUUAAAGUUAAAAAACACCGGCGAAGUCAGUUGUAAAGUUAUAAAGGAGGCAUGGAACCCCAAAAAGACCACAUGUCGAAAUCUUCGUGAAAUGGGACUGGCAAACGAUCCAAAUAAAGUUAUAAGUAUUCCCAACUUCAAACAAGAGAAGUUGCACAAGGCAUUGCAAAUUGUAAAUAAUGUAGAGUCAGAUUCUGAGGAAGAAAAGGUAGUUCAAAAACCUGCCCCAAAGAGAAGAGUAGCAGAGCAAUUGGAAAAAGAUGCCAAAGCACCUAGAGAACGGAGGUUUAUGCUACCAAAAGGACAAGUUGAGUUUAUAACAUACUUAUUAGAUAAAUAUGGACAUGACUAUAAAGCUAUGGUAAAAGAUAAAAAAAAUUACUAUCAAGAAACAUGGAAGCAGUUAAGGGCUAAAAUAAAAAAGUUUAUGGGCAUACCUAAGCAGUAUGGUGAGUAUCUUAAAGCUAGAGGUUUAUUAGAUAAGGAAGAAGAUGAGGAAGAACUAAAAAAACAAGCAAAAGCCUUAGCUAUGGACGAUAGUGAUUAAUAUAACAAUAGAAAAAAAUUAUAAAGCAGACAAUAGUGUUUGUUUGAAGAACAUCUAUUUCUAUGAACCAAAUUUGGCUAAUACCAGUGUUUUCUAUGGAGAAAACUUUUGGGUUGUUCAUGUUUUUCUUGCAGAAAAUUGGAACUCAUCUGACCUGUUAAUUGUAAUAAUUAAACUUAUUUUGUUCAAACCAGAAGGGUUGUAAAGUAAAUACAGUUUGUAUUCAAUAUAAUAAUGAUGAAUUAUUAGUAUGAUUAAAAUAAGAAAACUGCAUUACAUAAGACUUUAUUUGUUACCAGUUGAAUUAAAUUAAACAGAAACAUUUAACAUAAAUGUUUAAAUAA
Pararge aegeria (speckled wood butterfly) is the source of this 1051-nucleotide messenger RNA. RefSeq names its product nucleolar protein 16. The transcript has 3 exons. Bases 96 to 707 code for a protein of 203 amino acids. Gene Ontology annotation, biological process: ribosomal large subunit biogenesis. Gene Ontology annotation, cellular component: nucleolus. The record is from RefSeq and is a predicted model, not a curated record. Lineage: Eukaryota; Metazoa; Arthropoda; Insecta; Lepidoptera; Nymphalidae.